Molecule: messenger RNA, 3481 nt
Organism: Acaulospora morrowiae
Lineage: Eukaryota; Fungi; Glomeromycota; Glomeromycetes; Diversisporales; Acaulosporaceae
Source: the annotation of a GenBank genome assembly
AUUUACAAACUCAGCUAAUUCGAGUUCUCAACCAACCCACUGGCUAACGAACAUUAUUAGCAAGUUCCUCCCGGGAUGGUUGAAAGAUUUUAUAUGGCCUCAAACAACUCAAAGAGUCGCAACUGAGGAUACCUCAGUGGCUUCUAGUUCAAAUUUAACUGAAACAGAAAAUAUAGUUCAGAGUUCUAUUGAUGAAUUACAUGGAACGAUUGUGGAAAGAGAAGAAAAUCAUAUUCAAUCAUCUCAGUUAAAUGCAGUUAGUAGAAGUUCAUUAAAGGUUAAAUAUAGUAGGUUAGGUUCUUCAAGAGGGACAGCAGUUUUUGGAGGCCGAAUAAAAUCAAGUUCUGCACAAAGGCGGGGAACCAUCACCCGAGCAAGACCAAAUCACAUUUCUGCACGAGAGGAGGACCUUCUGUAUCCUGGAGAGAUGAAAGAUUCCUUACCAAUCAAAAAUGAACUUUCAGAAAUACCAUCAGAUUGGUAUAAACCUUUUAAAGAUUUAACAGUAAACGACUCAUUCUCAUCAUUUACAUCAGAUGCAUCGUCAUCCUCUAAAAAAGAAGCACAUGCAAUCAAAAAACCAUCAAGCAAAGGACCUCCCCUUAAAAAAUUUAAGACCAAUCUUGUGCCUGAUGCUCACUGGUUUGAUUAUUAUCCUUCAGAGAAAAAUGAUAGUGAGAAAAAACCGACGCUUGUUUCAAAGAGUACAACUUCCAAAAAGCAGCCUAUUAAUGGUACUGUUUCUAUUCAAACGCAAAACCCUUCAGUUUCUACUGUUUCAACAAAAUCUGCCCUCGAGAUGUCCGAUACUCAAGCAAAAACUCCACUUUCUUCUGCAUCCAAUACUGAAAAUAAGAUAACACUUAAAAAACCUGAUGAUCAAAUAAAAAAAUCAUCAACUUCUGCUGUAAUUGAACCUACGCUCAAUUCUGGAAACGAAUUGGCAUCUGUUGACCAAACAAAAAAAAUCUCAACUUCCAAUACUUCGACCUCAUCUGCAUCCGAUUUUGGGAACGGAUUUUUAUUAGGGAUAUCUGCUGAUCAAACAAAAAAGUCUCUAACUCCUACCUCAACUGAUUUGGGAAGCAAGUCCUCGUUUGGAGCAUCUAGUGAUCAGAUGAAAAAACCUUUAAAUUCUGCUGCUUCAACUAAAUCGAUCACAGAUUUUGGAAGCAAUAUUGAAUUUGAGACACCCAACGAUCAAACGAAAAAACCUUUAAUUUCUGAUACUUUAGAGGACCCUACCUCCAAUAUUGGAAGCAAGAUUGCAUUUGGGAUUAUCGACGGUCAAACGAAAGAAGCCUCAGUCACGUCAACAAAACCUGCUGUCGGUUUCGUAAGUAAGUUUACAUUUGGUGUAUCCGGCGAUCAAACAAAACAACCUUCAGUCACCUCAACUAAACCUGCAUCCGACCUCGUGACCAAGUUUACAUCUGGGAUGGCCAGUGAUCAAACAGAAGAACCUUUGGCCGCGUCAACUAAACUUGCUCCUGAUUUUGGAGGCAAGUUUGCAUUUGGGAUUUCCAGUGAUCAAAAAAAAGAACCUUCUGCCACCUCAAUUAAACCUGCAUCCGAUCUUGGAAAUAAGUUUAUGAUCGGUGAUCAAAUAAAUGAACCUUCGACCGCAUCGACUAAGUCUGCGUUAACCAGUGAUCAAACAAAAGAGCUUUCAGCCGCAUCAACUGAACCUGCAUCAGACCUUGGUGAUCAAACAAAACAACUUUCAGUCACCUCAACUAAACCUAUGUCUGAUUUUGGAGGCAAUUUUACAUUUGAGAAAUAUAAUGAACAAACAAAAAAGCCUUCAAUUUCUGCUACUUCAAAUGAUGCUACACCCAGCAAACUCAAGUUUGGUAUGCUUGCUCCAACCAAACCUGCAUCUAAUUUUGGAAAAAGUUUUACGUUUGGGACACCUGACGGACAAAAAGAAAAACCACUAGAUUCUUCUACUUCAACUAAAACUUCACCAAAUUUUGGAUCACUUUUUACACCUGAUAAAUCUUUAAAUUUUUCGACGUCAACGAAGUCAGUGUUUAAUUUAGAAACCUCUGAUUCAAUUAAAACAUUUUUUGGAACAUCUAGCAGCCAAGCACUGAGUGCAACAACAACUAGUAUUUCAACCAGGUCUCAUUUUGACUUUGGAAAUAGUCCCGCGAAGUCAAAUAUCUCUUUUGAUGUUCCACAUUCUUUAUCUGCGCCAAACAAUGAGGGUCAGAUGGCUAAUGAAAAGGAAGAACCAUUUAAAACAUCUAGUUCUGAAACUCCUCUUAAGUCGAAAGGUGAUGAGACUUUAACCGGACCUAAGGAGAUUGAACCAAAGAAGGAAGAGGUCUCACUAGAAUCGAAGAAGGAUGAGACUUUUCUAGAAUCAAAGAAAGAUAAUGGUAAAUUUGAAUCAAAAAAUGAUGAGACCUCAAUUGAAUCAAAGAAAGAUGGGACAGCGCCUGAAUCAAAGAAAGAUGAGACAGCGCUUGAGUCAAAAAAGGGUGAAAUCGUGCUCGAAUCAAAGAAGGAUGAUACCGGGCUUGAACCAAAGAAGGAUGGAGCUUUAGAUCCAUCCAAUUUGUCAUCUAUAUUGGCGAGUAAUUCAAAGGAAACCAUCGGGGAUAUUAAAGAUAAAAGUUCACCGUUUGCUCCUAAUAGUUCUCAUACACAAACACUUGCUCCGAGUCCCUUAUCUGGAUCUCCGAUGGAUAUAGACACAAGUAAUGUAAACCAUCAAGCUUCCAUUACACAAUCAUUAUCUUUUACCUCUACAUCUUUCGAUUAUUCGAAUUUCGGACCGAAUCUUGGAAAAAGUCUUUCUUUCAAUAGCGGUCAGACAUUCAAUUUUAACUCUGGAGAUAUGUCAUCAACAGAUGCACAAUCAAGUUACGGUUCUAAAUAUCGACCAUUUAACCCUAGAAAACAACGGAACAAACGUACCUAUGAAUCAUCUGGUAACGAAGGACGCAACAUAUUGUUAAAUCCUAAAACAGAGUCCUCUGACGGACGUAGUUCCAAUCGAAUGAUGAUGUCCGAACCUGGCGCGUUUACUUUCCAAAUGAAUUCUCAAAAACCUGAUUUGCCAACUAUUCCAACUCAACCAAUUUCAUCAACUGGCUCAAUUUUCAAAUUUGAUAUUCCUGAAAGUCAAAAAAAUUCUGGAAAUCCGUUUCAAACUAUGCCCAUUUCCCAACCAUCUUUACAAGGACCGAAUUUGACCACAUUUAAAUUUCAAGACCCUCAAAGUAACUUUAUACCACAAGUUCCCUCAUCUACAUCGAUCUUCACUCCCUUCAGCGGAAAUGGAGGAACUUCUGGUUUCAACGCACCUCAAUCGGUGAUUUUUGAUAAUAAUGCUAAUUCAGCCGGUAGUGGUUCGAGUACUCCCACAAAUAUAAAUAUGAAUAGCGGUGUUGGGCAGUUAUUCACUCAGCAAAACCAGCAAAACCAGCAAAAUAGAGUGUUGGCCAGAAUGCGUAAGCCUAAAAGAAAGUAA